CUUCUUUUUGAAGUUGUUUUGGCGCGAACCUUCCCUCUGAGAGAGGCGGCUGAACAAGCUCUGAACAUCAUCGUCCUCUUCCAAUUCAGUCCAUCGCCACUUCUUUCUACUUACAUGUACCGGUACCGUAUAGCUUUGUGCUGUUGUGAAAGUAAUACUAGCUAGUACGUGUAGUAUCCACCAUGCCCCCUCAUCGUCCUCCCAGCACAAGUUUAGCUGCGGCUCGUCGACAACAAGAUGGCAUUCGUCGCGUCUCCUUUUCCGAGACUCGUGUGACCAGCAGUCGUUUGUAUGACUCCGAUGAUGAUUCCAUCAAUGAGCGUUUGCGAGAAGAAGAGGAAGAGCGAGCCCUUUCCGAGCUUCAUGGCGAAGCCCAAGAUGAUGAAGGCAAGACUACUAUUACGAGUAGUAACAAGCGCAAAACAACGGACGAGUCUGAAAAGGAUAUUGCACAAGAGCUGGAUCAAGAAGAAAAGAAGAAAAUCAAAAAGCCUCGUCCUCAAUUGCUGGCGUCCAACCUAACAGGCGAUAAUGGCUUGAUCAAGAUUCCCACUGCAAUGAAGCGCAUCAAGUACAAACCUAAAAAAGGCAAAAAGAGAGACAUUGACGCAGCAGCAUCCUACUGCCAGAAUCUCAUGAAGGCGUACCAAACAUUCUGCGACGACUUGUUUCCCAGCAUGAACUUUGAAGAUGUACUCCUCAAAAUCGAGCAGCUGGGAGCCAAAAAGGAAGUCAAGGCCUUUCUGCAAAACACAAGAGACAGCGUCCGCCGGGAGUACAUGGAGAAAUUGUGUGGACCGGAAAGGGCAGGAGAGCUGCUGAAAGAGUUGGAUCAACGCAUCAUAGAACAACGAUAUGCUGAUGACGAAGAAGACGAAUUGGCUGCUGGUGACAUGCCAAUGCCGAUGGAUUCUCAGCCUUCCGCUGCGUUACAGGAAACAAAGCCACAAGACAAUAACACGGAUACAGGAGCCAUCAGUCAGGAACCUUCUUAUCAGUCCAACGCAAACCCAACAGCUGAAAGUGACAACGAAGAAGCAGAGGCCAGCUUCGAAGAGGAAUAUCCUGAAAUGCAGGAGGAACAUAUGGAAGCCAACUUUGAAGAGGAAGCCGCUGCUGCCGAAGCGGCCAUCGUGGAGAAUCCCCUCCCAAAGACACAGCAAUCCACUGAUGACAAGCAGACGAGUGACGACGAGGAGCAAGAGGCAACGUUUGACGACGACAAAAAUGAGGGGGAAGACUCUCCAUCAUUCGGUGGUGGUGACAAGCCAAAGCAUGACCCCUCCAGCAAAGAUGGGUUCAAGUCUGAUGCAUUGGGAUCAACCAAAGAGGACCAGACGACUGACGCAGUGGAUGAAUCGUAGCCAAAAACAACCUCCCGAGUGGAGGGUACAACGGACAUAUCGUCUAGAGUUUUGCGGCAAGUUCAACCACUGGAACAAUCGCACGACGACAAAAUCAACAGAAUAAUAUCAAGCAGUGUUGUGUGGCAAUGAGCUGAGUAGUAUCGCCUUGAAAAUGCAAUGUGAUCAGCUCCUAUCUAAAUUAUCGGUACCAUUGUAUCUCCCUUUUUAGUAGCUAUCGCCUUGUUCCGCUUCCACAU
This is a messenger RNA of Seminavis robusta, 1603 nucleotides long. The record is from the annotation of a GenBank genome assembly. Lineage: Eukaryota; Bacillariophyta; Bacillariophyceae; Naviculales; Naviculaceae.